Messenger RNA from Odobenus rosmarus divergens (Pacific walrus), 1151 nucleotides. It is a transcript of the gene RTRAF, whose product is annotated as chromosome unknown open reading frame, human C14orf166. The record is from RefSeq and is a predicted model, not a curated record. Bases 124 to 858 code for a protein of 244 amino acids. Gene Ontology annotation, biological process: tRNA splicing, via endonucleolytic cleavage and ligation. Lineage: Eukaryota; Metazoa; Chordata; Mammalia; Carnivora; Odobenidae. Gene Ontology annotation, molecular function: RNA binding. The transcript is spliced from 8 exons. Gene Ontology annotation, cellular component: tRNA-splicing ligase complex.
CAUUUCGGAGUGUCCCGGCGUCUGCCCGCCCUUUCGCCGCGUCGCCGGUACUUGCGCCGCCCGCUCUUCCUCGCCUGUCCUCUCCCGGCCGAACCCGGGGGACCAGAGCGAGACGCGGGGACCAUGUUCCGACGCAAGCUGACGGCCCUCGACUACCACAACCCGGCUGGCUUCAAUUGCAAAGAUGAAACAGAAUUUAGAAACUUUAUUGUUUGGCUUGAAGACCAGAAAAUCAGACACUACAAGAUUGAAGACAGAGGUAAUUUAAGAAACAUCCACAGCAGUGACUGGCCCAAGUUCUUUGAAAAGUAUCUCAAAGAUGUUAACUGUCCUUUCAAGAUUCAAGAGCGACAAGAAGCAAUUGACUGGCUUCUUGGUUUAGCUGUUAGACUUGAAUAUGGAGAUAAUGCUGAAAAAUACAAGGACUUGGUACCUGAUAAUACAAAAAAUGCUGACAAUGCAGCUAAAAAUGCAGAGCCAUUGAUCAACUUGGAUGUAAAUAAUCCUGAUUUUAAGGCUGGUGUAAUGGCUUUGGCUAACCUUCUUCAGAUUCAGCGUCAUGAUGAUUACCUGGUAAUGCUUAAGGCAAUUCGCAUUUUGGUCCAGGAGCGCCUGACCCAGGAUGCAGUUGCUAAAGCAAAUCAAAUGAAAGAGGGCUUGCCUGUUGCUUUAGACAAACAUAUUCUUGGUUUUGACACAGGAGAUGCAGUUCUUAAUGAAGCUGCUCAAAUUCUGCGAUUGCUGCAUAUAGAAGAGCUCAGAGAGCUACAGACAAAAAUUAAUGAAGCCAUAGUAGCUGUUCAGGCAAUUAUUGCUGAUCCAAAGACAGACCACAGACUGGGGAAAGUUGGAAGAUGAACAUUUUAGGAUUUCAGCUUCUCACCUACUUAGUACAGUUGGGAACCAUUUACGCUCUGGCAUGUGUUUGGAAAUCAAAUGUCACAUUUUCAAGGAAGAGUCCUAGAAAAUUGUUCUCGAGAUUUACCAUCGCUUUUUCUUUAAUAAAGUUCAGGAAAGUGGAUUUUUUUUUGACUGUUAUGUUUAUGUAUCUAUAAUGCCGACCCCCAGCUUUGUUACAGAGACAAUACAGGUAUUCAAAUCAUAGGAAAACAAAAUAUUUUAUUGGAGUAAUCUAGAAAAUUUGAGAAUUG